Messenger RNA from Microtus oregoni (creeping vole), 246 nucleotides. Its product is annotated as transcription elongation factor 1 homolog. Gene Ontology annotation, molecular function: RNA polymerase II complex binding. The record is from RefSeq and is a predicted model, not a curated record. The coding region runs from base 1 to 246 and encodes 81 amino acids. Gene Ontology annotation, cellular component: transcription elongation factor complex. The transcript has a single exon. NCBI's taxonomy places the organism in Eukaryota, Metazoa, Chordata, Mammalia, Rodentia, Cricetidae. Gene Ontology annotation, biological process: transcription elongation by RNA polymerase II.
AUGGGACGAAAGAAGUCUAAACGAAAGCCACCACCCAAGAAGAGGACAGAACCUCUGGACACACAGUUCACGUGCCCCUUCUGCAACCAUGAGAAGUCUUGUGAUGUUAAAAUGAACCAUGCUCGCAAGACUGGAGUCAUCUCCUGUGCUGUGUGCCUAGAGGAGUUCCAGACACGCAUUACAAAUCUGUCAGACCCAGUGGAUGUGUACAGCGAUUGGAUAGACGCCUGCGAGGCAGUUAAUUAG